This is a messenger RNA of Dentiscutata heterogama, 166 nucleotides long. Lineage: Eukaryota; Fungi; Glomeromycota; Glomeromycetes; Diversisporales; Gigasporaceae. The record is from the annotation of a GenBank genome assembly.
AGAGGAGGAACACACGGAGCUAAUCACGAACGCCACCCGGAAGGCCAUCACGAAAGUCAUCAAGGAGGAAACGAAGGUCAUCAUGAAGGUCAUCACGAAGGUCAUCAUGGAGAAAAGAAAGGUCAUCAUGAAGGUUAUCAUGACGAAAAGAAAGGUCAUUAUGAAG